Penicillium vulpinum is the source of this 1626-nucleotide messenger RNA. RefSeq names its product putative methionine permease. Bases 1 to 1626 code for a protein of 541 amino acids. The record is from RefSeq and is a predicted model, not a curated record. Gene Ontology annotation, biological process: amino acid transmembrane transport. The transcript is spliced from 4 exons. NCBI's taxonomy places the organism in Eukaryota, Fungi, Ascomycota, Eurotiomycetes, Eurotiales, Aspergillaceae. Gene Ontology annotation, cellular component: membrane. Gene Ontology annotation, molecular function: L-amino acid transmembrane transporter activity.
AUGGACAUCCAAGAAAGACAACCACUUUUAAAUUCAUCAGGUCACUCCAACAUUCUAUCUCACAGCUCCCAACAAGAACCACUCAGCCUUUUAUCCGAUGAUUUCUGUGAAGCAUACCCCGACACCUUACCAGGGACACCCUACAGAAAGAGCAUCAACUGGUCAAGCGCGUACAUAUUAGUUGUUUCGCGUGUGAUUGGGAGCGGUAUCUUCGCAACACCAGGCUCAAUCGUCAAAUCUGCCGGAAGUAUCGGGUUGACUCUACUAGUAUGGCUGGUUGGGACAAUAUUAUCAGCUUGCGGCCUAGCUGUCUCGAUGGAAUUCGGAUGUAUGCUACCUCGCUCAGGAGGAGAAAAGGUAUACCUCGAGUAUGCCUAUCCCCGACCGCGGUUUCUCGCAUCAACCCUUAUAACAGCCCAGAUAGUGCUCCUGGGGUUCACGGCGAGCAACUGCAUUAUCUUUUCGAAAUACACGUUCUUCGCGUUUAGUAUUGAGCCCACCGAGCUUCAGCAUAAAGUACUCGCUGUUGGUCUCUUGACUGCCAUUACUAUUAUCCAUGGAUGUUUCUUGAAAACAGGCAUCUAUGUCCAGAAUGCCCUUGGCUGGGUGAAGAUCUUCCUCAUUGGCGCGAUGUCCUUGACAGGAAUCUGGGUGGUUUUCCUCCGUUUUCAUGGUGAUACUGAUGAUAUAUCUCCAGUGUCAAGCUUCGGCAGUUCUUUUUCUUGGGAUUCAAUGUGGGAAGGAUCGAACUGGAGCUGGAGUCCGCUUUCCUCGUCUUUGUUCAAAGUCUACUAUUCCUACGCUGGGUUGAGCAAUGUGAACUAUGUUCUCAGUGAGGUCCGCGAUCCGGUGGGAAUAGUGAAGACCGUGUGUCCCACUGCACUACUUACCGCUGGCGGCCUAUAUUUUCUUGCGAAUCUUUCAUACUUCCUGGUCAUUCCGCUUGACGAGAUCAAAAAUAGCGGGGAAUUAGUCGGCGCACUGCUAUUUGAAAGAUUAUUCGGAGAACACGUCGGAAGAAUAUUCUUUCCACUUGCUAUUGCCAUUUCCGCUGCCGGGAAUGUGAUGGUGGUGACCUUUGCCUUAGCACGUGUGAAUCAAGAGAUAGCCCGACAAGGCUUUCUUCCAUGGCAAAACGUCCUCUCGUCCUUGCGGCCAUUUGGCACUCCACUGGGUGGACUUAUUGUACACUAUAUCCCUUCUGUGUUGGUCAUCGCCCUACCACCACAAGGGGACGUCUAUAACUUUAUUCUGGACUUGGAGGGAUACCCUGGACAAAUGUUUUCCUUGGCAGUUACAGUUGGUCUUCUGAUAGUACGAUACCGGGAGCCUCAUCUUCCACGGCCCUUCAAAGCCUGGUUGCCGGCUGUCUGGCUACGGAUUUUGGUAUGUUUAGUUCUUCUGGUAGCACCCUUCAUCCCGCCGCCGAAUUGGAAAGGGGACGUCGAUUUCUUCUAUGCUACCUAUGCACUUGUCGGAAUUGGAAUUGUACUCUUUGGGGUUCUCUACUGGUAUGUCUGGACAGUGUUACUCCCACGGUGGGGAGGCUAUCAACUUGAAGAAGAGAAGGAGAUUCUGGACGAUGGGACUAGCAUCAUCAAGCUCGUUCAUUCAUAUGAUAAUUGA